This is a messenger RNA of Cebus imitator (Panamanian white-faced capuchin), 1230 nucleotides long. RefSeq names its product serine protease 44-like. Gene Ontology annotation, molecular function: serine-type endopeptidase activity. Lineage: Eukaryota; Metazoa; Chordata; Mammalia; Primates; Cebidae. The transcript has 6 exons. Gene Ontology annotation, biological process: proteolysis. The record is from RefSeq and is a predicted model, not a curated record. The coding region runs from base 1 to 1230 and encodes 409 amino acids.
AUGGCGUCCCGGGGCGGCAGCUCCCUGGGGCUCCUGGCCUGGCUCUUGCUCCUUCAGCCUUGGCUCGACGAGGCCAGGGCAGGCAGGGCGGGGGCUGAGGGAGGCGCAGCACCGCUCUCCCCCUCCACUCUCCCCUCAGGGCCGGGCAGCCUGGACCCAGGAGCGAGCAGGUGGGAGCCGCGGCCCGUAGGCGCUCCAGGAUCCCCAGCGGCCCGCCAGUCCAGGGGCAACGGAGUGCCCCGUGCUUCGGUGACAUUUCCCUCAGAGAGCCGGCCCGGUCUGACGGGGAGGGGACCUGCCCUAGAGGAGGGGCGGCUCGGGGACAGAUCUGUCCAGCGGCGGGGCGGCUCCCUGAGACCUGGGGGGACCCGGCCACUUUCCGAAGAUGCAGGGGAUGCAGGCCUUGCCUGUGGUCAUCGGAUUUCCAGGAUAACUGGAGGAUUACCGGCCCCAGAAAAGAAGUGGCCCUGGCAGGUGAGCCUGCAGACCAGCGACGGACACGUCUGCGGAGGCUCCCUCAUCGCCAGGAGCUGGGUGCUCACGGCUGCCCACUGCAUCUAUGGCCACCUGGAAUACACAGCGAAGCUGGGAGACACAGAAGUGCAGCACCUCUCCAAAACGGCGCUUGUGGUCCCGGUUCGUGACAUCGUUAUCCACCGAUAUUUUACUACUCUUGGAAUAAUUCAGAAUGACAUUGCCCUUGCUCUGCUUGACUUCCCUGUGAAUUACUCCACGCACAUCCAGCCUGUGUGCCUUCCUGAACAGGCUUUCAUGGUGCAAGCUGAUACGAAGUGCUGGGUGACUGGAUGGGGCAAAGUAAAUGAAACAGAUCCAUCAGAUAAAGCAGUAACUGAGCUUCAGGAGGCUGAGCUACGCAUUAUGCUUCAUGAAAAAUGUAAUAAGAUACUCAAGAAAAACCUGAGAAGGUGGAAUGCAGUGAUCAAGAAAGGGACUGUCUGUGGCUACAGUGACCAAGGGAAGGAUGCCUGUCAGGGAGAUUCUGGGGGACCCCUGGUCUGUGAAUUAAAUGGUGUAUGGAUCCAGGUGGGGAUUGUGAGCUGGGGCAUUGGCUGCGGUCGCAAAGGAUAUCCUGGAGUUUACACGGAUGUUAGUUUCUACAAGGACUGGGUCAUUGGCCAACUGAGACAAGCUUCAUGUCUGGAUUCAGCAGACUUCCUCAUCCUAUUCCUGUGUCUGGUGAUGCCCCUGGGCAUCCUGGUGACCCCAUGA